Messenger RNA from Brassica rapa (field mustard), 480 nucleotides. RefSeq names its product transcription factor VIP1-like. Gene Ontology annotation, biological process: regulation of DNA-templated transcription. The record is from RefSeq and is a predicted model, not a curated record. Gene Ontology annotation, cellular component: nucleus. NCBI's taxonomy places the organism in Eukaryota, Viridiplantae, Streptophyta, Magnoliopsida, Brassicales, Brassicaceae. Gene Ontology annotation, molecular function: DNA-binding transcription factor activity.
AUGGCAGAAUCUGAUCCUAAGCAUCUCAAAAUAACCUUGUCGAACCGGGAAUCAGCUGCACGUUCAAAGGCGAAGAAGGCGCUGCACGAGUCCGAGUUGGAAGACAAAGUCGAGACACUUGAGACUCAGAUUGAUAUAUUGACUGCCGAGCUCAAGCUUGAGAAGGUGAUCACCAUCUUACUUGUCACGAGAGGAAGAAUGACGGCGGAUGACGAGUGCGUGCAAUUUAGGAUUCGUCUUCAUGCAGGGGAGGCGCAUGCACGACUUCGUGAAGACUUGAUCCAACAAUUGAAUGGAGAAGUUCGUCGGCUAAUAGAAGAGGCGAGUGUGCAGAGAGAAGAGAUGAGUAGGCUAAGAGAAGAGGUGAGCGAAUACCGGAGGAGGGAAAGUGAGAGAAUGAACGCAAACAUGUUGGAUCAACUCAACAUCAACCAGCAGUUUCAAGAGAAGCCGCAGCAGACAAAUUAUAAUUUCGAAUGA